AUGCACCCCUCGCAUUCUUUGGUCGCAAUACGGGCGGCUAAGCACCUCACUCCUCACCUCCUGUAUCCUGAUAGUUUACUUUGCCAUGUAUUAUCUAUCAUUACGUUAUCUGAAGUAUAG
Messenger RNA from Blumeria graminis f. sp. triticale, 120 nucleotides. NCBI's taxonomy places the organism in Eukaryota, Fungi, Ascomycota, Leotiomycetes, Helotiales, Erysiphaceae. The record is from the annotation of a GenBank genome assembly.